GUCCUCACAGCGUGCAGUGACGUCAUUAGCCGUAGUCUACCGAAAAACGUGCUUUAGCGACGGAAUAAUUUCCAUCGAACUGGACCUUUAAUUCAGUUUUUUGAUGAGUUAAUUCAUCGCAGACACAUAAUGGAGUACAUGCAAGCCCCACCAUCCAGCAACCAAGGGAAUAUUCUUUGCUGUACGUGUGGUAUUCCCAUUCCACCGAACCCAGCCAACAUGUGUGUAUCCUGCUUAAGAUCUCAAGUGGACAUCUCUGAAGGAAUUCCCAAGCAGGUCUCCAUCCAUUUUUGCAGGCAGUGUGAACGAUACUUACAGCCUCCAGGCACGUGGGUUCAAUGUGCUCUGGAGUCCAGGGAGCUUCUGGCUCUUUGUCUGAAGAAACUGAAAAGCUCAAUGUCGAAGGUGAGGCUUAUUGAUGCUGGAUUCUUAUGGACAGAACCACACUCCAAAAGAAUCAAGAUGAAACUGACCAUCCAGAAGGAGGUGAUGAAUGGAGCCAUUCUGCAGCAGGUCUUUGUGGUGGAGUUUGUCAUUCAGGCGCAGAUGUGUGAUGAUUGUCAUCGGGUGGAAGCUAAAGACUUCUGGAAAGCUGUAGUGCAACUGAGGCAGAAGACUGUUCACAAGAAAACAUUUUACUAUCUGGAGCAGCUGAUCCUGAAGCACAAGCUCCAUCAGAACACGGUUCGCAUCAAAGAGAUCCACGAGGGGAUUGAUUUUUACUACGGCUCUAAGCAGCACGCUCAGAAGAUGGUGGAUUUUUUGCAGUGUACAGUUCCCUGCAGGUCCAAGGCUUCUCAGCGGCUCAUAUCUCAUGAUGUUCAUACAAAUACCUACAACUACAAAAGCACAUUCUCAGUGGAGAUUGUUCCUGUGUGCAAGGAUAAUGUGGUGUGUCUUUCCCCACGGCUCGCCCAGAGUUUGGGUAACAUGGGUCAAGUGUGUGUUUGUACUCGGGUCACCAGCGCCAUUCACCUGAUUGACCCCAACACCCUGCAGAUUGCGGAGGUGGAUGGAAAUACUUACUGGCGUCACCCAUUUAACAGUCUGUGUAGCCCAAAACAGUUAGAAGAGUUUAUUAUCAUGGAUAUAGAGAUCAUCAGAGAUCAGAAACUUGGAGCCGGCGCUGGACUCACAUCCAAUAAACACACAUUAGCUGAGGUUUGGGUUCAGAAGACCUCAGAAAUGAACUCUGGUCAUCAGUAUCACUGCAGAACGUUUCUGGGUCAUCUGUUGAAUAUUGGAGAUUUGGUUCUAGGCUUUGAUUUUGCCAAUGCUAAUAUCAAUGAUGAGUUUCUGAACAAGAUGAACCCUCACCGUGUUCCUGAUGUGGUGCUGAUCAAGAAGAGUUAUGAUCGUGUGAGGCGUGUGAAGAACAGAAUCUGGAAACUGAAGGAGUUGGAGAGAGAGCGAGAAGCUGCCGACACUGAUGAUGAGAGACAAUACAAUGAGUUCCUGGAAGACUUGGAGGAAGAUGAGCUCCUGAGGAAGAACAUCAACAUCUUCAGAGACACAUCAAAGAUCCCGGUGGAGAGUGACACUGAUGAUGAUGGAGCUCCCAGGAUCUCUCUGGCUGAGAUGUUAGAAGAUCUGAGUUUAAAUGAUGCCACGGGUGGAGAGGGAGCUGACAUGAUGACUGAUGAAUAAAUAAACACAUUUUCAAUGAUGUUACUUCAUAUCAAUUUAAUGUCAUUUGAAAAGCUGUGGUGCAAUUCUGCAUUUCCUCAGUUAACUCAUUAAAAGAUUUCAUAAUCCAGCAAA
Messenger RNA from Paramisgurnus dabryanus, 1761 nucleotides. RefSeq names its product NMD3 ribosome export adaptor (gene nmd3). NCBI's taxonomy places the organism in Eukaryota, Metazoa, Chordata, Actinopteri, Cypriniformes, Cobitidae. The record is from RefSeq and is a predicted model, not a curated record. Gene Ontology annotation, cellular component: cytoplasm; nucleus. Gene Ontology annotation, molecular function: ribosomal large subunit binding. Gene Ontology annotation, biological process: ribosomal large subunit export from nucleus.